AAUAAAUGCCAUCACCAGAAUUGAAACGCUAUUAUUUUAUGUAAACUAAAUAUGGCAUUGGUGCGAAAAUGUCUCCACAGUGGGCUCAGACUGGCACAUUAACACACACAGUUAUGUUGUAUGUACUUCAAACUGUACCUGACAGUUUGUAAACUGUCUUUAUUCUUGGGGGCAUAUUUUCACCUGAAACCCACAGAGAAGCGUCUGAUCCCCGACAGUGACUUUGGGACAAAUAUGAAACCUGAGGUUUAGACUGAAGCAGCUGCCGACACCAGCUGUGUCACACCAGUUGUUUCCUCAUUUGGUUCUGCACCGCUACAUGAGUUCUGCGAUUCUAGUAUCACAACACACUACAACACUGUAUUUCAUGAAACCGUAUUCACAUUUAAAACAUACAUUUUAAUUCUUAAAGUACAAUAUUUAAUAAUUAGAAAAGAACAAUUGAGGUUGGUUGAAAUGCAGAAAAAAAAUAUUUUUUUUACAUACAUCCAAAUACGUCACUUAGAAGGAGUAUUACGGUGGGUUUCUUUCUUUCUUUCUUUCUUUGGGGUGUGUGGGGGGUAUGAAAAAGAUCAAAAGGUGUCCUUUAAUUGUCUGUCUCUCCUCUUCGCUGUCCUCCAUACAUGGGCUGCAGGGACACAGGGUUUCCCCUUCCCUCGUCAUGCCAUUCAUGGAGUGGCUGUUGUCGACAGAGCAAUGAGUAACCAAAUAUGGAGGGUGGACUCACAGCUCUGCCCCACGUCUUACACACUUACACACGGGGUAUAAAUUGGACCAAGGUGGCGUUUCUGCACUACUGGAAUACACACUCAAGACUCAGUGCCUGGUGCUGAACUGAGCUGACACCAUGUGCGACGACGAAGAAACCACUGCCCUCGUGUGCGACAACGGCUCCGGUCUGGUCAAGGCUGGCUUCGCGGGAGACGACGCGCCCCGCGCCGUGUUUCCGUCCAUCGUUGGUCGCCCACGUCACCAGGGCGUCAUGGUUGGUAUGGGUCAGAAAGACUCUUACGUCGGCGAUGAGGCCCAGAGCAAAAGGGGCAUCCUGACCCUGAAAUAUCCCAUCGAGCACGGCAUCAUCACCAACUGGGAUGACAUGGAGAAGAUCUGGCACCACACAUUCUACAACGAGCUGCGUGUGGCUCCUGAGGAGCAUCCGACAUUGCUGACCGAGGCUCCUCUGAACCCCAAGGCCAACAGGGAAAAGAUGACACAGAUCAUGUUUGAGACUUUCAACGUCCCUGCCAUGUACGUGGCCAUCCAGGCAGUGCUGUCCCUGUACGCCUCUGGUCGUACCACAGGUAUCGUGUUGGAUUCGGGGGACGGUGUGACCCACAACGUGCCCAUUUAUGAAGGUUAUGCUCUGCCUCACGCCAUCAUGCGUCUGGAUUUGGCUGGUCGUGACCUAACAGAUUAUCUCAUGAAGAUCCUGACUGAACGUGGUUACUCCUUUGUCACAACUGCCGAGCGGGAGAUUGUGCGUGACAUCAAGGAAAAGCUGUGCUACGUGGCUCUGGACUUUGAGAACGAGAUGGCCACCGCUGCUUCCUCCUCCUCCCGGGAGAAGAGCUACGAGUUGCCUGAUGGUCAGGUCAUCACCAUCGGCAAUGAGCGUUUCCGCUGCCCGGAGACACUGUUCCAGCCUUCGUUCAUUGGCAUGGAGUCAGCUGGCAUCCAUGAGACCACCUACAACAGCAUCAUGAAGUGUGACAUUGACAUCCGCAAAGAUCUGUACGCCAACAACGUCACGUCUGGCGGCACCACCAUGUACCCUGGUAUCGCUGAUCGCAUGCAGAAAGAGAUCACAGCCCUGGCUCCCAGCACCAUGAAGAUUAAGAUCAUCGCCCCACCUGAGAGAAAAUACUCUGUCUGGAUUGGAGGCUCCAUCCUGGCCUCUCUAUCCACCUUCCAGCAGAUGUGGAUCAGCAAACAGGAGUACGAUGAGGCCGGACCCUCCAUCGUCCACAGGAAGUGUUUCUAAGCAGCGGGCGACUCCUGUCUGACCCAGAGUACCUCGUUACUACUGAACUCUCUCUGGCCAAAACUUAACACACAACCAAAAAGAUGAGAGGUGUCAGUUUCUGGAGACAAAGGAGUCAAAAAUAAAACUUUAGAGAUUAUUUCUGUGCAGCUAGCUUGACCCAGAUCAGGCUAACAGUUAGGCUUAAGUAAGUCUGGUUCAGUCAGUGUCACUCCGAUCACAGUCUGAAGUGGUUUAUGACCAUUUCAGGUUCUACUUUUUCAUAAUAAAAAAAUAAAAUACCAUGUUUAGGAAGAAAUAUUAGGAACAGCAAUGAAUAAAUAAUAAAACAUAAAAAAAUACUCAAAAUUCUGACCAUCGGUCCAUUCCAGUAUUAUCACUAUACUAAUUGUUCAUGUGAAAUAUGGUUUUAGAAUGGUAAUAUUUGAGGUUUUAGAUGACCACGUUUUAUCCUUACACUUAUUCAGGAUACAUCACAUAAAUUAUUACACAGUGACGCAGCCUAAUGGAGUUCAGUUAGAAUCAAAUUCUAAUUAUGUAUGUCCUUAAGGUUAAAGGCCACAGGUGAGUCAGUCUGACAGGGAGGCUGAGGCUGUGGCUCCACUUUAGUUCCUGGAACUGUUCUUUUUUAUAUGAAUGAUGAAAAUGUUUUGGUUUUUUUUUGCAAUGUCUGUUUCCCCCUGUAAAAUAAAUGAUGAAAGGUGUACUUAUUUAUUUAUUUUCCAAUUCCAAUUUCCCAAAGUCAUCCUUUAACGUGCUUGAGU
Messenger RNA from Cynoglossus semilaevis (tongue sole), 2745 nucleotides. RefSeq names its product actin, alpha cardiac muscle 1-like. The record is from RefSeq and is a predicted model, not a curated record. Lineage: Eukaryota; Metazoa; Chordata; Actinopteri; Pleuronectiformes; Cynoglossidae. The coding region runs from base 848 to 1981 and encodes 377 amino acids. The transcript is spliced from 7 exons.